GCUUGUGCAGGCUGAGGCAGGAAGAGGACAUGGCCAUGUUUCCUGAUGGGGCCCUGCCCGACCAGGGUUCUCACCUACCCCAGAGCCUGGACAACUGGCUGCAUCUCUCCCUCAGAGUCAGAAAGUACCCCAUUUCUUUCUUCCAAGGCCCCUCAAACCUCCCUCCAAACAGGCAGGGCCCAGUCACCUUCCCAGGAUGGAGCUGCCGGGACACAGAGCCUGGGGUACCAGCCGGGGACACAGCACAGCCUGGCAAAGCCAGCUCAGGGCUCACACCUCCCAGAUACCAGAGCAUCAGACCAGGGCCCAGAGCCUCACACACCAGGGAGGGAGUAGACAAGGCCCUGCUAAGUCCUCUCCACUCAGGGCUGGCCUCAACACCCCUGAGCCCCGAGUUCUGGCUCUAUUGAGUGGCUGUGCAGAUGGCGGCGAGGGCAGCGCGUCUGGAGAGAUGCUCCAAGUCUGGGGCUCUGGCCCUCAGCGCUCGGGCUCCAGUUUCGAGACCUUGGCUCUCACUACGGGAACCCCCAAAUUCUGCAAAGGUGGCAGGAACCCAUCACCGCAUUGUUCAGUGAUGAAAACCGAGGGCUGCAGGAGUGCGGUCCCUGGAAGACCCAGGAAGACGAGUUUUCCCGAAUCCCCCACUGUCCCUCCAUCUCAGUCCUCCUCCCCCCACUUCCCAGCCCCCGGCACCAGCUCAACUCGAGCUUAGUGGCUUUCAGGCAACGGAAGCUGUGUGACCUUGGGCAAGACACGGACCCUCUCCGGACCCCGCGGCGUUCCGACAUCCAGAAUGCAGUAAGGACGGCGCUGGAGUGCAGCGGUCUGUUCCCCGGACCUGCAGCCGCUCCAGGGCAGGGCUCUGGCCGCUCUGGCUCCCCGGCGGCUGGCACAGGGGGCGUCGGGGAAAUGUCUAGGACGGACAUGGCGAGGCCAAAGAACUGCAGCGCGUCUCCGGCUCGCGGUCCGUGACCCGCCAGGGAUGGCGGUCGGGACGUGCGCGGGGCGCAGGGCACGCGGGGGCUCGGAGUUCCCUGGGGCUCCCCGAGCUGGGGCGUUUGGACCUAGCAGACGGGGAGAAGAGCGGCGCAGCUCCCGCUGCCGGGACCGGGACUGCGAGCUCCCACCGUGCGGGCUCCGGCAGAGGCCUGGCGGGAAGCCCCCGCGUGCGCUCCUCCGCCGGCCCGCGGCCGCCCCCUACCGCCGCCUGCUCGCCGGCCCUGCGCCCGGGACGCUCGGCGCAGGGUCCGGGCCGGGCGUUACCUGGGGCCGCGGCGGGGUUCCACCCCCAUCCGGCGGCCGGCGCGUCGCUCCCGCUGCAGCCCGGGCUCGCGGUGCGGCUGCGGCCCGCGCGCCGCCUGCCGCGGCCCCUCUCCGGCCCCGUGCAGGGGAACCGUCCGCGGACCUCACCGCCCGGGCGCGCGGGGCCCACGCCGGCUGCGCAGCUUCCAGGACCCCCGCCCCGGCCCCUCGCGAAUGGAGCCGCCUGGACCGCACCACGCGUGCGGGAGCGCGGGUGGCGCGGGCGGGGCGGAGCCUCUUUCGGCCGCGCCCGCCCAGCGUCAGUCUGCCAGGGGUGCGUAAGGGCGCGGCGCCUGGGGCCUGGCAGCCUCCGUGACCUUGGAGGAGUGACUUCGUUUCCUCGUCUGUGAAACAGGGGAAACAAUACGACCCCGUGGUCGUUCAGAGAAUCUUCGCUUCCCGGAGAGUGUGUCCCCUCCCCCACCCCCGAUGGGCGCGGGGGUAGCUAAUAGAGAGCUGCUCUGGGGUCAGCAGAUCUUGGUUCCCCACUUUGGGCCAUUCUCUGAGCCUCAGUUUUCAAGUCUGCGGAAUGGAAGUGAUGAUACCUUCUUCAGGAGGAGGAUGGAAGACUCCAGUGACAAAAGACGAGGCGGCCGGCCGAGACGUGGGGAGGGAUUACGCUCCCCGCAACCCCUGUGUCCCCAUCGCUAGAACCAACCUGGACCAGGGCAUGGCCGGCACCUGCUCAGGCCGCGGGUCCCAGCUCCGGAGGGGAGCCUCACCGUCCCCGCCUCCUGGGCGCAUUAGGCCAGCGAGGGCUGCACCCUGCCGCGGGCCGCGCUCUGGCUGGCAUGCAGGUGGUGGUAGUCCAUGCGGACCGCGCCUCCCGCAGGCUGCCCAACCAGGUCGUCUUCUCAGCCAAGGUUUAGGUCCUCUGCGGAGGGCUGAUUAGACGGUGGAGCGGCUGCCUCCCGGUCUACUUAAUUUUUAAAGCUGCCGUUUGUUGACAGAACAGCCACCUAAAGGAGAGCUUUAGAGGGAAUGAGUGCCCUGGAAGGAGGCUCUGGGGUGGGGAGAAGUUGGUCUCAUGGGUCCCCAAGUUCUUUCUUUCUUUCCUUUCCUCCUCCCUCCCUCCCUUCUCUCUC
Molecule: messenger RNA, 2387 nt
Organism: Piliocolobus tephrosceles (Ugandan red Colobus)
Lineage: Eukaryota; Metazoa; Chordata; Mammalia; Primates; Cercopithecidae
Product: translation initiation factor IF-2
Exons: 2
Coding region: 983-1618 (211 amino acids)
Source: RefSeq, a predicted model, not a curated record